AUUUUGGAGUGCCCACCAAUUGGAAGAGACGUUGGGUUUGUAGUCAGGCAGACAUACCAUAGUCGUCCAAUCACAAAAAAAUCUGAAAGGGGCUUUUUGCUGUAGCUUGGCUCAGUCCUGUUUAGAUGGUGGUUUUCAGUCCAGGUUAGCUGUCGUGAUGUCAGAGGACCAGCACCACCUGCGGGCUGACACCCUGCGGCGAGUGGAGGGUGGGCUGGAUGCAGGGGAGGGUGACAAUGAGCCAAGCAUGCUGCUGCAGAAACUCAAGAGCAACAUCUCAAAAACUGUUCAGACAAAAGUGGAUCAAAUUUUGCAAGAUGUGCAGCGUUUCUCCGACAACGACAAGCUGUACCUUUACCUGCAGUUGCCCUCUGGACCCAGCUCUGGAGACAAGAGUAGCAGCAGUGACUCCACCUCUUUCAACACGGCUGACCAACUCCAUACUUGUAUAUGGAUCCGCAGUCACCUGGAGGAGCAUUCAGAUACCUGCCUGCCCAAACAGGACGUCUACGAAACCUACAAGCGUUACUGUGAGAACCUACAACAUCGUCCUCUGAGUGCCGCCAACUUUGGAAAGAUCAUCAGAGACAUUUUCCCCAACAUGAAGGCUCGGCGGCUCGGUGGCCGAGGACAGUCCAAGUACUGUUACAGUGGCAUCAGGAGGAAGACCGUCCUCAACAUGCCUUUGCUGCCCAACUUGGACCUGAAGAAUGACCCGGCAGAGCUGACCGAGCUGGUCCAGACGUACAAACAGGAAGUGACGGAAGCAGCGUGUGAGCUGAUCUGUGAUUGGGCUCAGAAGAUCUUGAAACGUUCCUUUGAUACGGUGGUUGAAAUCGCUCGCUACCUGAUCCAGGAGCACAUUGUCAACCCUCGUUGUAGCCAGGCAGAACUUGUCACCUCUGCAGCACUGGCAGGAGGUCCUGCCAAACCCCACAAGGUCAUCAAGAAAACACCUAUCAUGUCUAAAGGAGGCGGGGCAGAGAGUGAUGGCGGCAUGGUUGACCAUAAGAAGGAUGCCAGAGAUUCUGGCUCCGCUUCAUCAAAGCCGCCACUGGGGGACAAACCAGCAGCAGCCAAAGCAUCCUCUGUGGAUACCUCGCCUCCUCCCUCCUUGUCUUUGCGGCCUGCGGUAGGUCACCACCUCCAGGUGGAAGCCUUCAUGAAGCAGUUACCCAGAAUUCUCCCUCGGAGUUCUGUUCCUGAAAAAGCCCAGCUCUCAGUCCGCUCCUCUCCACCCUCGCUCGCACCCAAAGAUGCCUCAGGUGUCAGCGUGACAUCUGGAGGAGGGCCAGCUGCUGCCGGAGGGGGCGGAGUUAAGGUCAUUGCCAUGGCAGCAUUACCACAGCAACAGGGUGGGGCUGUUCCGCUGAUGAUCCUGCCUCAGGGUUGUCUUUCAUAUGCAGAGAGGGAGAAAGUUGCUCCUCUGCCUCCUCCAUCACAACCUCCUCCUCCUCCUCCUCCACAGCAGCAGCAGCAGCACUUGCCGGCAGCGCCCACAUCUGUGGUCCAGAAAGCUCGUACGAACACCCACCGGCGCCCCCUGGAGGUUGUAACAUCAAGCACUGUGGGGGUAUCGAGCACCUCUGCUGCCAGUGCUCCUCCAGUGAAACGGAAACGUGGGAGACCCAGAAAACCUCGCCCAGAAGACGCUGUGCCUGCACUUCCUCCUCCUGCUGCAGUGUCACCUCAGUCUCCGCCUCCUGCCCCACCUCCGCACUACCCGCUCAUCACGUCUGUCACUGGUAGUGUCAUCCAAAAAGCCUCCUCUUCCUCCUCAGCCUCGCAGCAGGUGGUGGAACUGGUCUUCCAAGACCAGCAGGGGUUGGUUCUUGCCAGCCCGCUGCCAGCAGUGUCAGACCCAGGCCACUGUCUGGCCGUGGAGCACCGCAGCGUGGUGGUGCAGUGCCAAACAGGUGCAGUGCCUGAACCGGACCGCCACAGCCGACCACUGCUGUUUUUUCAGAGCCCGGGGACACCAAGCUGGGAGCUGGCAGCAUCCGGGCGCACCGCCAUGGUGGAGGUCAUUCAGAAGGCUCCAAGACCCAGCAAUAAUGACAGCAGCCCCGCCCCUCCGCCUGCAGUGCACCUUCCUCCUCCACCUCUGGCUCUCCCACUGCCCACGCUGCAUGAAGAACGAGGGGAGGUGGAAAUAACGUUAACACCGGUGGAUGUGCAACACAACAGCGUCCCGCCAACACCUUCAGCAGUAUCAUCCUCAUCCUCCUCCUCACCUCCCAGGUGCGCCGUCUCCUCAGGCUCCACUGUCAAAGGUGUAAAGGUGGAGUCAGAAGAGAGUAGCCACACUUCCUCAAAGAGAGAAGGUCACUAGCCCCGCCCACUCCACUGUCUUCUUUUUACGACAGCUUUGUAUUUCAUUUGUCAGCGCUGAACUCAUUUAUUGUUGCCCAUGGUAACAGGUGUUUACCUCACAUGACAAAGCAACAAAGUCCUACCCCUUUACAUUGCCUUCUUACCGUCUUCUUCAUUGGUGGAAAUCCCAGACUGGUGAUGACAGCCACCCAGUCGAGGAGGAUAAAUGAAGCCAAAACCUCCAGCCCCUGUUGUUGUUGUUGUUGUUAUUAUUGUUUUGGGGAGGGGGGAUCCCCUCGUAAACAAACUGAAUGUGUUGUUUGUAACGUUUAGCUGUGAUUCUUCAAACUGCAUGUCUUUCCGUGUUUUUGCUCCAGUUCACGGAUCUGUUUCAGACCUGAAACUCAUCUCCAGUUUUACAGAUUCAUGUUGCAUUCUGGGGCUGCGUUACCAUGGUUACUCAAUGAGACAAAUUAGUAGCAUGUGUCAUAUCAGCUCUGUUGCACAUCCACGACCUGGACAGACCAAAAACUUCCCUCCUCCCACUUCCAUUCUUUGGCGUUGAAGCUUCUCUUUCUGCUCCACCAAGAUCACUUUGGUGUCAUUUUCGGGGUUUACGCGUCCGGUCACACGCAGAAUUUUGCACAUCUUUUUGAUUCAGUUGAAAUCUGGAAAACAGUGCGCGGGCAGCGCGGAGCUUAUCGUAUACAGACGUGCACGUCAGAUACUCAAUGAAGCACAUAAAUGCCAUCUUUGUAGCAAAUAUGAAUUCACUCAUGGUUUGUACAGUCAGCGUGGUGCCGCAGUGCUUAGCACUGUUGCUUCACAGCGAGAAGGUUGACGGUUCGAUGCCACUAAAGUUGAAUUCCUGUGUGCAGGUUGCGUACACUUUUUUUCUGUUUGGAUUUGCACUGAACCAAUCAGCGCGCUGACCAAUGCGCUAAACCCUACAUUUACCUGUGUGAUUGAUGGAACAAUAUUUAUUGUUUUCUUGUUGUCAUGUUUAGCACGGGUCACAUUUUAAAGGUUCUAAGUAAAAACCACACGCUGACGAGGAGUCGCUCUCGAGCACCAUGGGGUUUUGCUCCUGUCACUUUAAAUGGAGGAGAUUGUAUUUGACGAUGGGGAGCUAACUGAUUAGCAAAGUGAACCUGAUGCAAAUCAACAAAAUUCUGUACUCAGACUCAUUCUGGUGUGACCGGUGUCGUGUUUUUAUUCAAAGAAAUAUGCAGGAAGAAGAAAAGAGAAGAGGAAAUAUUAAGGAGAUUUAAGUGCUGAAUCAGGCCUGAAAGGCAAUAGAGAUAUUAUUACGGGUAAAAACCUUGAAAAGGUGCAAAAUAUUUAAAUGAAAUGUUCUUGCAGAGCUUGACCUUGAUUCACCUUCAUUUUGUCGAAAUUUUGCACUCAUACGUCAAUUAAAACAAACUUUAGCAGAGCCACAAAUCAGUCCACAGAACUCAGAAUCAACUUUCCUUCAUCUGAUUAACGACUUAAAGUUUGAUCAAAAGUGAAUCAGCGUCGAGCUCUGCUGUGCUUUUACUCUUUCUGUUUUGAACAGUUUGGUUUGUUGUGUUUUACUGGUGUUUGUUUGUUUGUGGGUCUGAUGUGUUUGUGUGUUUUCACACUGCCCACCACCUCAUGACAUUUUUCAGGUUAAUUGUUUUAAAUUAAGAUGAAUUUUGGAAAGCAGCAUUGUGGAAUGCUGUAAAGGGGGGCGGGGAUGCGUGAAGGAAUUGAUGAUUGGUCCCCUGUUCAGAUAACUAACUGCACAGACCAGUAAACUGUACUGGUGAUGCUAAGGCAGAUGUUCAUAUUAGCAGUCAGUGUAUUAUAAUACUGUGGAAUACAAAUACGGACAUACAGAUCAAUCAUCCAACAGCACUGAAUAAUUAGUUAUGUGCACUGAUCAGUAAAGGGGAGAAAUUAGUAAUCUAUGUACACUGAUUAGUUAGUUAUGUGCACUGAUCAGUGAAAUACGGGGAUUGGUAAUCUGUGGAUUGAUUACUGAGUUAUGUCCACUGAUCAGUGGAGAGAUUAGUAAUCCGUGUGCAGCACUGAUUACUGAGUUAUGUGCACUGAUAAGUGAAAUUCAGAGUGCACGUAGGGUUUGCAUUAUGCACUGAUCAGUGAAGUGUGGGGAUUAGUAAUCUGUGUUCACUGAUCAGUGAAGUGCAGAGAUUAGUUAUCUGUGCACCGAUUGCUUAAAGUAAACUGAUAAGUGAAGUGCAGAGAUUAGUAAUCUGUGAAUUGUUUAUUGAGUUAUGUGCACUGAUCAGUGAAGUGCAGAGACUAGUAAUCUAUGUGGACUGAUUAUUUAGUUAUGUGCACUGAUCAGUGAAGUGCAGAGGAGUAAUCUUUGUGCACUGAUUUCUUAUUUGUGUGCAUUGAUCAGUGAGGUGUGGAGAUUAGUAAUCUGUGCACUGAGUACUGAGUUAUGUACACUGAACAGUGGAGAGAUUAAUCUGUGUGCAUUGAUCAGUGAAGUGCAGAGAUUAGUAUUAUGUGCAAUGAUUACUGAGUUAUACCCACUGAUCAGUAGAGAGAUUAGUAAUCUGUGUGGACUGAUUACUGAGCUAUGCGCACUGAUCAGUGAAGUGCAGAGAUUAGUAUUCUGUGCAAUGAUUACUGAGUUAUACCCACUGAUCAGUAGAGAGAUUAGUAAUCUGUGUGGACUGAUUACUGAGUUAUACGCACUGAUCAGUGAAGUGCAGAUAUUAGUAAUCUGUGUGCACUGAUUGCCAGAAAAGAAAACUACAUUAGAAUCAUUUGAUAAGACGUACAAAUAUGGCCACAGCUUUAUCUCAAAUCUCUUUUUAGUGUCCCACACAAAUGUUUUAGUAAUCCACGUGCACUGAUAGCCACAGGAUGGACUCUUUGCUACAAUGUGGCCUCUAGGGGGCUCUGUAGGGUAAAUACAGUGAAAAUGGAAGGAGGAAGACAUUUGAACGUGUCCAAUGAGCAGACCUCAGAAAUUUUGGCAACUAACACAAAGAUAUUUUAAAUUAUUAAAAGAUGCAGUUAAAUAAUAUGAAUUAGUUUGUGUUGGGCUGAUGUUUAGAUGAUGUGAUCAGCCUGCUAGCCACUUGAGCAUACGCAGACACAUGGUGCCAUUCAUCCUUUGCACUUUGACCUUUACUUUUUUGGAGCUCUGUUAGCAUCAGCAAUGUGACGUUUUACUGUCCUUGCGAUUCUACUGGAUUUUUCCAAAACAAAUGUCCAGCAGUUACAUACGUUCUGUCCUCAAUUAAAAGUCUUUAAUCAAUAACCAC
This is a messenger RNA of Thalassophryne amazonica, 5582 nucleotides long. RefSeq names its product regulatory factor X, 5 (gene rfx5). The record is from RefSeq and is a predicted model, not a curated record. Gene Ontology annotation, biological process: regulation of transcription by RNA polymerase II. The coding region runs from base 158 to 2332 and encodes 724 amino acids. The transcript is spliced from 11 exons. Lineage: Eukaryota; Metazoa; Chordata; Actinopteri; Batrachoidiformes; Batrachoididae. Gene Ontology annotation, molecular function: DNA-binding transcription factor activity, RNA polymerase II-specific; RNA polymerase II cis-regulatory region sequence-specific DNA binding.